UGGUUGCACUUAUUUAUGGAGUGCUCUAUGCCCAGGUCUCUGUGGCUGGGCUGCUCCAGCCUGGCGGACAGCAUGCCUUCGCUGCGAUGCCUGUAUAACCCAGGGACUGGCGCACUCACAGCUUUCCAGAAUUCCUCUGAGAGAGAAGACUGUAAUAAUGGCGAACCCCCUAGGAAGAUAAUACCAGAGAAGAAUUCACUUAGACAGAGCAUGAACUCAUGCCAUCUGGUUUUUUGCUUGAACCAGAUUACUGUUGGCUUGUGUCUGACUGUGACCAGUUUUAAAACCGAAAGCUGUCAGCAAAGUACAAAGCUUGCCAAUGGCACUUCCAGCAUGAUUGUGUCCAAGCAGCGAAAACUUUCAGCAAGCUAUGAGAAGGAAAAAGAGCUGUGCGUCAAGUAUUUUGAGCAGUGGUCAGAGUCUGAUCAAGUGGAAUUCGUGGAGCAUCUUAUAUCCCAAAUGUGCCAUUACCAACAUGGGCACAUAAACUCCUAUCUGAAACCUAUGUUGCAGCGGGAUUUCAUAACUGCUCUGCCAGCUCGGGGUUUGGAUCACAUUGCUGAGAACAUUCUGUCAUAUUUGGAUGCCAAAUCCCUGUGUGCUGCUGAACUUGUGUGCAAAGAGUGGUACCGAGUGACAUCCGAUGGCAUGUUAUGGAAGAAGCUCAUUGAGAGAAUGGUCAGAACAGAUUCUCUGUGGAGAGGCCUGGCAGAACGAAGAGGAUGGGGACAGUAUUUAUCCAAAAACAAACCUCCUGACGGCAGUGCUCCUCCCAACUCUUUUUAUAGAGCACUUUAUCCUAAAAUUAUACAAGACAUUGAGACCAUAGAAUCUAAUUGGAGAUGUGGAAGACAUAGUUUACAGAGAAUCCACUGCAGAAGCGAAACAAGCAAAGGAGUUUACUGUUUACAGUAUGAUGACCAGAAAAUAGUAAGCGGCCUUCGAGACAACACAAUCAAGAUCUGGGAUAAAAGCACGUUGGAGUGCAGGCGGAUUCUCACGGGCCACACAGGUUCGGUGCUGUGUCUCCAGUAUGACGAGAGGGUUACGGUGACUGGAUCGUCGGAUUCCACAGUCAGAGUGUGGGAUGUGAAUACGGGGGAAAUGCUCAACACACUCAUUCACCAUUGUGAAGCAGUUCUACACCUGCGUUUUAACAAUGGCAUGAUGGUGACCUGCUCCAAAGACCGCUCCAUCGCUGUGUGGGAUAUGGCCUCCCCAACUGACAUUACCCUCCGGAGGGUGCUGGUUGGACACCGAGCAGCUGUCAACGUUGUAGACUUUGAUGACAAGUACAUUGUUUCUGCUUCUGGGGAUAGAACUAUAAAGGUAUGGAACACAAGUACUUGUGAAUUUGUAAGGACCCUAAAUGGACACAAAAGAGGCAUCGCCUGUUUGCAGUACAGAGACAGGCUGGUGGUGAGUGGCUCCUCUGACAACACCAUCAGAUUGUGGGACAUAGAAUGUGGUGCAUGUUUACGAGUGUUAGAAGGCCACGAGGAAUUGGUUCGAUGCAUUCGAUUUGAUAACAAGAGGAUAGUCAGCGGGGCCUAUGAUGGAAAGAUAAAAGUGUGGGAUCUGUUGGCUGCUUUGGACCCGCGUGCCCCUGCAGGGACCCUCUGCCUGCGGACCCUUGUGGAGCACUCUGGAAGAGUUUUCCGACUCCAGUUUGAUGAAUUCCAGAUUGUCAGCAGUUCACACGAUGACACCAUCCUCAUCUGGGACUUCCUCAAUGACCCAGCGGCCCAAGCAGAGCCCCCACGCUCCCCGUCGCGAACAUACACCUACAUCUCCAGAUAGACCCUGGACCUCGCCCGCCCAGGACUCAUUGCAGUUGCAGUAUUUAAUAUAUCUGCAAAGACCAAGACAAACAACAACAGCAACACUCAAAUUCCUACCUGGCUCCCUG
This is a messenger RNA of Octodon degus (degu), 1909 nucleotides long. It is a transcript of the gene Btrc, whose product is annotated as beta-transducin repeat containing E3 ubiquitin protein ligase. The record is from RefSeq and is a predicted model, not a curated record. The coding region runs from base 16 to 1800 and encodes 594 amino acids. The transcript has 18 exons. Gene Ontology annotation, molecular function: protein dimerization activity. NCBI's taxonomy places the organism in Eukaryota, Metazoa, Chordata, Mammalia, Rodentia, Octodontidae.